This is a messenger RNA of Octopus bimaculoides (California two-spot octopus), 3546 nucleotides long. Its product is annotated as vesicular inhibitory amino acid transporter. Gene Ontology annotation, cellular component: vacuolar membrane. The record is from RefSeq and is a predicted model, not a curated record. Gene Ontology annotation, molecular function: L-amino acid transmembrane transporter activity. Gene Ontology annotation, biological process: amino acid transmembrane transport. NCBI's taxonomy places the organism in Eukaryota, Metazoa, Mollusca, Cephalopoda, Octopoda, Octopodidae.
AUAUAUAUGCAUAUAUGUAUAUGCAUAUAUGUAUGCAUAUGUAGGGAGAGAGAAGGAGAGAAGCUAAGAAAUUUUCUUAAACAGGAAAGAGUACUACGAAAAUAUAUAUAUUGACUUAGGUAAAACAAACUAAUCCAGAUUUAUAAAAUGACUGCGAAAAGCAUAUAUUAUAUAGAAAAGUUGAAGUCGCUUAUACGACAGAGUUCAACAGAUGAAACCGUUCAUUUUGUCAAGUAUUCUCAGUUUGAGAAUGAGAAAGAGCUCACAGAAAUAUUUGACGAUAAAAAAAAAUUCGGUAGCAUCACAGAGGAAAGCAAUGGUACUGCAUCGAUCUCCGAUGUAAAAGAUGGUAAACAGACUUUAGGAAGUCCGCACCAAACUCCUGUUAUGGACGCAGUGGAUGCUAAAUUAGAAAGAAACCGAAUCACAUCCUGGCAGGCUGGUUGGAAUGUGACAAAUGCUAUUCAGGGAAUGUUCAUAGUUAGUUUUCCCUACACUGUUGUCCAAGGAGGUUACUGGGCUCUCGUAUCUAUGAUUGUUGUGGCCUACAUUUGUUGUCAUACCGGUAAAAUAUUGGUGGAAUGUCUGUAUGAAGUAGAUUCAAAUGGUUAUUUAGUACGUGUCAGACACAGCUACGUGGAAAUUGCUGAAGAAGCCAUGGGGAAAAGAUUCGGUGGUAAGAUCGUCAACGUCGCUCAGCUGAUAGAAUUACUAAUGACUUGCAUUCUGUACGUAUUACUCAGCGGGGAACUGAUUUUGGGAAGUUUCCCUGAGUCGCCUAUCAGUCUCACAUUCUGGAUAAUGAUUGCAACAACUCCGCUACUGAGCUACGCUUUUUUAAAGUCCUUGCGUGGUGUCUCUUGGCUCAGUUUUUGGUGCACCAUGGCUCAUAUGGCAAUUAAUGCAUUUAUUUUAAUUUUUUGCUUUACACGGGCCUCCGAAUGGCAGUGGAAAACAGUCCAAAUUAAAGUUGAUAUUUGGACAUUCCCCAUUUCCAUUGGUAUUGUAGUUUUCAGCUAUACCUCACAAAUAUUUCUACCAACACUAGAAGAAAACAUGGAAGAUCGUUCCCGGUUUCACUGCAUGAUGCAUUGGACUCACAUCGCAGCAGCAUUUUUCAAAGUGUUGUUCUCGUAUAUCUGUUUCUUAACAUGGGGAAAUGGAACGCAGGAAGUGAUCACAAAUAAUUUACCAACUCAGGGCCUAAAGAUUAUCGUCAAUUUAAUUCUUGUAGCAAAAUCCACUCUUUCCUAUCCACUUCCAUACUAUGCAGCUGUGGAGAUGAUUCAGACUACAUAUUUCAACGGAAAACCUUCGACUUAUUUUCCUUCUUGUUUUGACGAGAACUGUCGCCUCAAAAUAUGGGCAGGAUGUCUGAGAAUUGGUCUUGUCCUAGCAACAAUGGUAAUGGCUAUAUUUAUUCCUCAUUUCGCAAUACUUAUGGGUUUGAUUGGUAGCUUCACUGGCACUAUGCUUUCUUUUGUUUGGCCGUGUUUCUUUCAUAUCAAAAUUAAAGGCAAAAUACUUCCAUGGUACACAAAAGUAUUAGAUAUCAGUAUCAUUAUAAUCGGCGUUGUUGUAGGUUCCAUUGGAAUAUAUUAUUCUUUCAGGGCACUUAGUCUAGCUUUCCGUGGUAUACCAACAACACCAUUUCAUGCGAGGGACUUUCACAAAAGUCUAUAGGCUAAGGAUUUUACAUAUGUUAUUGCUGUUCCAAAAUAUAUCUGUUUUUAAAAUAUUUUGGUUUCAUGCAUUUUGACUUUGAAUAGUGAUGUUGCCGUUAUUUACUGAUAUAUCAUGUUCUUCAAAAGAUGUAUAGAAUAGAGUUUCUAUAUUUUUGUCAAAAUCAAGAGACAGCUCUAUGCAUUUUAUAUCCUGCAAUCCCUCCUCUAAGAUGAAAAUGAAUACUGAACACUCAAUAGUAAUAAAUUGUUAAAAAGAAAUUUCAUUAAUUCUAGAUAAUGUUAAAUUAUUGCUUUGGUUUUUGAAAGAAAAAUUCGGCUUAGAUAUCUUGAAUGCGAUCUUUAAUUAUCAUAUGUAGAUUAUCAGUGGCCUGCAUAGUUUCUAAAUAUACUUUCACAUUAAUCAUCAUAUUAAUGUGAAUAUUCAACAAACAUUUAAAAGUUUGUUUGUUUAUUCUUUAUUUAGCUAUAUUCGAGAGCCAUUAUUUCCGCUUAUAUAUUGUACAUAGACGCUAGUCAUAGGCCCAACUAAUUUCUGCUUAGUUGUACGGCACACUCAGCGACUAAAUACCUCGAUUACCAGAUGUACAUUGUGAGGUUCGUGUACUAUCAUACAUAAACAUAUGUGUGUGUUCGUGAGUGAGUGCUUGUAAGUGUGGUUUAUUUUAUAUGUAUGUAUGUAUGUAUGCAUGUGUGUAAAUAGAUGACAAAAGAAUAAAAAAAACACACAAAAAGAAACAAGAAGAUGGGAUGAGUUCAAGAUCAAAAUUAUUAGACUCAGAGAAACGGAAGUAAUUAGUUAUGUUUCGACAUUGUCUUUCUUCUGAAAUGAGUGUAUAGUGGAAACAGAGAAGGAAAGGUGAAGAAAAACAGAAAACAAUAAAUGAGCAAUGUUAACAAAAUCCCACGUGAAGCUUGUCUACGAAGGAGCUGUUGACUCAUAAUUGCACACAGCGCAUUUUUGUAUAUAUGUUUCUGCAGCAAAAGAUUGUGUGAACAAGAAAUGUAAAAGUAAGACCUCAAAACGAACCAUAGAGUUCUUUCUUAUUCAUUAGAAGCUGGAAAUUUUAGUAACUGUUACUCCGAGUUUCUCAUUACCAAUCUUCGGACGGUAGAUCCGAAGAUUGACAAGUGAAGUUCUGAAUAAUGUUUUCUGAACCUUUCAUGUAUAGAUAGAUAGAUAGAUAGAUAGAUGGAGGGAGGUGGGGAGAGAGAGGGAGAUAAAUUGAUUGAUUGAUAGAGAGAGAUCCGUAGAGAUGUAUACAUGUCCGUGGGUGUGUAUGCUUGUCACUAGCUAGGAUAAUUAGGCUGGAAUUAACUUGGUUUUCCAUGGCAUAAAAAUGAAGAGAGUACAAUACUUUUUUUCCCGAAACGGAACGUCAGUCCGUCGCAGAAUUCAGCCCCUGCUGAAGCUGUUACUCAUUUUCAUCUGAGUGAAUUGGAGCAACGUGAAGUAGAAUGUCUUACACAAAGCGCCUCCCUGGCCGGGAAUUGAAACUAUGAUCUUAGGAUCGAGAGUCAUUUGUUUAACGUUUCUAAAUAAGGCUGAUUGUCAAGUAAUAAUGUGCAAAUCUUGUCUGUAUUAAUUUGGAUUGUGUGAAGAAACCAACUGUUAGACGAGAUCUCGGUGUUAUAAUAGCUUUGUUUAGAAGCUGUGGUUGUCUCACAACUUAGAAUCAUUAUAUUGAACGAUCAGGCAUGCUUUUUUUUUGUGGUUUUUAAACUUGAGUAAUUCAAAUAUAUUUCAAACUACUAACACAAUGUGUUUUCAGUGCUCUUGUCUUUUGCUUGUCUUCUUAAGCUUUCUGGCUCCAUACACACACACACACACACAACACACACACACACACACACACACACACAA